GAGAAAGGGUCUCAUCCAGGUUCACCCUUGAACGGAUUGCGGCAGCACGGCCUUUUCUCGGCAUGAAAAGUAACGGCAUUGCGUUAGAGGGUCGCUUACCGGUGCUGGUCGAGAAUGGUCUCACACACUUCAAUUUGAGGUACGCCCGAGAUUAUUGGUCUGCGUCUUAAUCAAAUUGCAGCUAAGGUACUCUCGGCCCGUUCGAGUUUGAGAUUAUGGCCCGUCGGAUCGGCCAUGACGCAGUGUUCACUCGCUUAGCACGACACUGGCGUGUGGCCUAUGAUCGGUGAACUACAGGUCGUCGUUGGAACGACGUCGAGGUGCUGCACCUUAUCCACCUGACAAAGGACAAGGAAUUUUCCAUACGGUUUAUCGAGUUCCUGUCAUUGACAGGUGACGUAUCUGAUGAUAGCAACGCUGCGCGCUCUUCUCACAUGCACUACGCAUGCCACAAAUGGGAUAAGGGCGAAAUUGGACACCUCCUCAGAACUGCUGGAUCGCAUUAGGGCGAAACGCCCGGAUUCCAUCAAAGCACCUGACGGACUCAACGACGCCACCCGAUCAUACAUCGUCCCAGGCCACAGAGAAAGUCUCGCCCUCAUCAGUCCCACCAUUUCUGCGGGUCGUGCAACCGACUCAGGCUCACCGCAGACAGCCAAAUAAAGGUAAGACUUGUGCUCCCGAUAGCUAGUCGCGACCGAGAUUUUUCCACGCCAAUCUCACGGAGAUGCGAUGCGGCAUGACCGAUGACACGCUCCUGUGGACCAUGGGCAGUGCGGUCAGGGACAAGCAAGCAAAGCUGGU
This is a messenger RNA of Laetiporus sulphureus 93-53, 804 nucleotides long. RefSeq lists its product as uncharacterized. The transcript has 3 exons. Lineage: Eukaryota; Fungi; Basidiomycota; Agaricomycetes; Polyporales; Laetiporaceae. Bases 406 to 663 code for a protein of 85 amino acids. The record is from RefSeq and is a predicted model, not a curated record.